CGGGCUUCCGCUCCUCAUGAACGCGCGGCUCCCUCGGGCCUUCGUCGUUCUACGGGCGGUGGAGCUGCCGGGCCAGGGCUGCUCCGUUGUUCAGCCGCGGUGUAGCGAGCUAGGCACCACUGAGAAUAGAAGCCUCCCGGUGGUCUAGAGCGUCCCCGGAAGUGGCUCGGGGAAGGCCUCGAGGAGCGGACCGGUGGAGAGCUGCGUGGCCGGCAUUUCCGGCCAGUAGUGGCGGCUCGGGGUCCUCAGUUCCUGGAGUGUAUGGGUAAGACAACGUUGUGAAUCCUGGUGAGAAGUAUUCCCAGCUCAGAAACCUGGACACUGUUGAUGGGGAAAGCUGCCACCUUUUGUCAUCUGUGUGAAGGCCCGAGGCUCCAGCUACACCCAGCAGUCCAGGGUAACUCAACCCUGUCACCUCCCCUGAAGAGAACAGCAGUUGACUACACUACUAGGAUCUGAGGCCCAAGUGGGCUGGAGCCCCAAUACUGAAGGGAAACUGAGGCAAGAUACUGCUGUAGGCAGAGAACAGAGCCAAGAAUGAACCUGGCUUGAGCCUAGGCUCAGUCCUGUGGGCAGGCAGACAAGAAAGGGAGAGACUGGCCCAGGGAGCCAGAGAAAAACAUAGUCAGGGAAGGACAGGCAGAGCCCCAGCCUGGACCCCCUCCUCAUGGCCUCCAAGCAAGCUGCAGCCAAGGGCAAGGGGGGGAAGCGGAAGCGAGUGGUGCUGACCCUGAAGGAGAAGAUCGACAUCUGCACUCGGCUCGAGCGUGGUGAGAGCAGGAAGGCCCUGAUGCAGGAGUAUAACGUGGGCAUGUCCACUCUGUACGACAUUAAAGCCCACAAGGCCCAGCUGCUCAGGUUCUUUGCCAGCUCAGACUCUCACCAGGCGCUGGAGCAGCGGCGAACCUUGCACACGCCCAAGCUGGAGCACCUGGACCGAGUGCUGUAUGAGUGGUUCCUGGUAAAGCGUGCCGAGGGCAUCCCUGUGUCGGGCCCCAUGCUCAUCGAGAAGGCCAAGGACUUCUACAAGCAGAUGCGGCUGACAGAGCCCUGUGUGUUCUCUGGAGGGUGGCUUUGGCGCUUCAAGGCCAGGCAUGGCAUUAAAAAGUUAGACGCCUCGAGCGAGAAGCAGGUGGCUGACCACCAGGCUGCGGAGCAGUUCUGUGGCUUUUUCAGGAGCCUCGCGGCUGAACAUGGGCUGUCUCCCGAGCAGGUGUACAGCGCCGAUGAGACGGGUCUGGUCUGGCGGUGCCUGCCAAAUUCCACCCCGGAUGAUGGGCCUGUGCCCCGCUUCAAACAGAGCAAGGACAGACUGACUGUUUUAAUGUGUGCCAAUGCCACUGGCUCCCACAGAAUCAAGCCCUUGGCCAUUGGGAAGGGUGGUGGCCCCAAAGCCUUUAGAGGCAUCCAGCACCUGCCUAUUGCUUACAAGGCCCAGGGUAAUGCCUGGGUAGACAAGGAGAUUUUCUCAGACUGGUUCCAUCAUAUUUUUGUCCCCUCCGUGCGAGAGCAUUUCAGAACCAUAGGCUUGCCUGAGGACAGCAAGGCAAUUCUCUUGUUGGACCAUUCCCGAGCGCAUCCCCAGGAGUCCGAGCUGGUGUCUGAGAAUGUCUUCACUAUCUUCCUGCCUGCCAGUGUGACCUCCUUAUUGCAGCCCACAGAGCAAGGCAUUCGCAGAGCCUUCAUGAGGCUCUUUAUUAACCCUCCUGUGGCCUUACAGGGCUUCCCCACCCGGCACAGCAUGAACGAUGCCAUAGUCAAUGUGGCCUGUGCCUGGAAUGCUCUGCCGAGCCAGGUCUUCAGGCGGGCCUGGAGGAAGCUGUGGCCCACUGUCACAUUCCCCGAAGCUUCCUCCUCUGAGGAGGAAGCAGAGUGCUGCAGCAUGAAGCCUCACAAUAAGACUUUUGCACACAUCCUUGAGCUCGUGAAAGAAGGGCCCUCCUGUGCUGGCAGCAGGCUUCAGAACAGCAGGGCUGAAGAGCAGGCUGUGGCGGGGAGGGACAUAGAGGAGGCCCCUGCCGUUGGGACACCGUCCCAGGCCACUGGGCUCGCAGAAAAGGCAGAGAAAGAUGCUGGUGAGGAUGAGGAGGCAGCCUGGGAGCAGGCAGCCACCUCCUUCCAGGCACUUAUGCACUUUGCAGAGCGGCAGCCAUGUUUUACCAUGCAGGAGGUGGGGCAGCUGCAGGCAUUGCACACGGUGUUCAGGAGACAGCAGCAGUUGAGGCAGCCCCGCGUGGCUCUCAGGGCUGUGAUCAAACUCGAGACCCUUCAGGAGCACCCCGGUGUGUGUCGGGCCACAACCCCCUCCACCUUGCCCUGCUCCUCCGCAGCAGGUGGUAACUGAAGAUGUCGGUAUCUGCUGACCCCUGCAGCUCGGCUCUGUAGUGUGUGCAGCCGUGGGGCUCAGACUGCGGCUAGGCAGGAGCGCAUGCUCGGAUGAGAGCAAGCAGGACUGGAGCCCCAGGAGUGUGGCUCCUGUCAGGGUGGCUCCUGGUUCACACAGAGGGCUCCCCGUGUUCUGGCUAGUGGUUUGACUGUGUCUCCUAACACGGGUGGGUAUCAUUUGAAUGGCAGGAGACCUGUGCCCGCCCUCAGCGCUCUGGAGCUCUCCUCGCUGCAGCCGGGUCCAGUGGGCCAGCUCUGCCUCUGGUGUUGGAAGACUGAGCCACGUUAGCAGGUUGAAGUGCCUUGAGGGGUGUACCUCCAGCCCUCAGGAGGCUCUCUUUCUCCCCAACUGGUGAACCCCCAAGCCCAGUCCCGAGGGUACUGGCUUCAGCUCCUGACCUCAGUGCUCACAUCCCCCACUAGGCACCAUGCCAUCCGUCCUCCUGGUCUGAGCCCACCUCAGCCAUGGACAGAUAAACUCAGUGGUGAGACUCUAGUGUCCCUGUCAGCAGCAGGCCCUACCUCUAGGGGUCAGGUUCCAUGGAGACGCUGCAUGCUAGUCUUAGCAUUGCUCAGAGGCCGACAUGUGUCCAGAAGUCCGUGCUCCCCAGAACCUCGAAGUAACAGUUGACCUGGAGCUCAACAGGAUAGGCAGGUUAGCAGUAAUCCUAUGGAAGGUGUCUCUGCACUAGUUGGUUCUGUGGAAGCCAGCUGUCAGAGAACAUGACUUUUCCUGACCUUGGAGCUGAUGAGCAGCACCGUGGCUACUGUGUCUGUGACUCCCGGUGCCCUUUGUCUGCAGCGGUUAGCUCUCUGUUCUUUCACCAUGGCUUUGUCCUUGACCCCUGCUGCCUUUGGGAUUCAUGUAGCUGAAUUGCCACAGUUUUCAUUCCAGUGUUCGACAGCUGCUUCACCAGGAGACCUUUGCCUGGGGAACCUCUGAGAGCCAGGGAGGGGGGCUUCAGGAAUGUUGGUUUGUGUUUCUAUGUCUGUCCAAACACCGAGGAAGGAUGCUGCAGACCACUCUAGUUGUGGCUGGAUGUUUUGCUUUACCUGCAUGUGUGAACAUUAUAACCGGGUUGUUUUUAGAAGUCUUUGUUGUGAUUCUUCGGUCCCUGUUGACAGGAGUCAUUGUUCUGUCACACCGCUUGUUCUGUGUGUCCAAGUGACAUUUGUAUGCUCGUGUGCUGUGUGGUUUCUGGCUGCUAUGGGGACUGUUGUGUUACCGUUGUGGCUACUUGAGCAGCUGCAGGUCAGAGGUUGGAAGUCACGAUGCCUGCAGCAUCAGAUGAUGGACAUGUGGAGGGAAAGUCCCACCCUGGGAGGAUGGGGCAGGGCUGGGGGAGCUCCUGGGUCCGUAAGGUGUGUGCCCAUGAGACCACACUCCAGGACCAGUGCUGGCUCACCUUGAGAACUUGCUCUUGGUGUUGCCACUUACUAGAUUUGUGAUGUCUCUUCCCAGGGCACCUUCCAGAACAACCGAGGUGGGCAGGCCCCCUUUGUCUUCAGAGGACCAAAUGUUCUGCCUUCCCAUUCUCCAGCCAUUAGCAGCUAGCUUCCUUGAGGCUUGUGCUAGCGGUGUCUAGGUACAGACUUGGGGAAGGGGUGUCAGUUCCCUGAGAGCAUGCAUUUCUCUACUGCCUCUCAUGUAUGCUCUGAGCAUGCCCAAGGUACUCCCCCUUAGGACCAGCCUCUUAGAAGCCCGAGCAGUCUAGUGUUUUAGCCUCAGAACCUUUUCCCCAAGCACUCUGAGAUGGUAGACCCAGUGUGGCAGAUGUAGAGACAGACCUGGCAGGACCUCAUUCCCUUUCCCUCUGCCCAGUGGUCACUGAGGCCCUCAGAAAGCCCUGCGUUCUCCAGGGCAGAAUGUGCUCUGGUCCCUCUAUAUACUGUCUGCUUCCUCCUUUGCCUCUCAGAUACCUGUGUAGCCCAGGCUGGCUUAGAACUGCAGCGCUGCUUCAGCCUCCUGUGUGCUAGUAUCAUGGACGUGCACUGCUGUGCUCGGCGCCUUCCGGCUUCCUACCAGGAACCAGGCUGUUGUUCCAUUGACAGACCUUGGGCACUGUAGUCAGUUGCCCGGCUGCUCCCUUCCACCAGCAAAGCCUUUUCUCUCUGUGUGUUAGUCAGAGACCCUCCACAUCACCUCUCAGAGGUUAGUUUGUCAACUCUAGCACCAUGCUUCCAGGAGCCUGGGAUGUUGGCAACCCUUGUGUUCUCAACAGGGCCAGAGUAGGACUGCUCCUUCCUCUAGAUAGGCACAAGGAGCUGAUGCCCACAGUCGUUCCGUGUCCAGCAAGAGAUAGAUACCAUUUCCAGGGUGUGCAGUUUCCUCUUCAAGGGCAUGGGUACCAUGAGCCCUACCUGGCCCUUUGCAGAUAUCUGGGGAAGAUCAUUCUGUUAGCAUUUGGUUGGAGAAUAUUGUCCCUGUUUAUGAGGGCCUGGGUAAGACUGUACCCCCUUACCAGUACUUGCUGCUUGGUGGAAGAGCAGAAGCACCCUGAUACAGCCCUGUGUGCUGUCUCUACAAAAGUGCAUCCACAACAAGACAAGAAGCCUUUGUCCUGUGGGUGGAGGAUGGUGAGCAAUGGGUGGGCAAGUUGGUGGGUUAACUGGAUGAGUGGCUAGAAGAGGCUGCUGCCUUGCCCAGUUACCUAGGUGGAAGCUAGAGUCUAUUGGGAAGCAACUUCAUGACCAGCCGCACUGAACCUCAGUACCAUGUGAUCUCAGAAAGAGAAACUGGGAGAGGAUCCUGGAUGGGGCUGUGAUGGCUGCUGUCACCUCCUUUGUUAAGAUUGAGUCUGAGGUUAGCUAGAAAAGGACCCUGUGGGAGGGUCCAAAUCUGGAAUUUGAAGCUGGGAUCAUCCUCUUGUGAGCCUGGCCCUCAGCAAGAGGAUACCCUGAACUUAGCGGGGUUGUGUCGGGGAGAUAGUGAGGCUGUGGCCGUGGAGUGAACUGCCCUUAGUCCUGGCUCCAGCUCAUUUACAUGGUGGCCUUUUGCCAGCUUGUUCCUGCCUGCCUUCAGCCCCACCACCAGAGCACUCCUUGCAUCCCCAAUGAGUGUCAUGCCGUCCUUGAUCAUGGGACGGUAGGUUUUUAAGUAGGGAAUCCAGCUGCAGCCUGGCUGAAUCUACCUUGAGAUUGUUUUGUUUGUGGUUCCAAGGAUGUAACCCCCAGCUCUUACCCCCUGUCGUGUGUUUAAUAGCAGAGCGGCUUGAGCUCCAGGGAGGGGAGGUAAGCCAGGGUGUAGUGCCCCAUAAGGGGAGCAUCCUAAGGCUGGGAAAACAUGGGAGCAUUUGUGUGAUGCGGGGAGGGUAUGCCAGGGUCCUAAGGCCUCUUCUGGAUGCUUAGCCCUCUGGGUGGGGUUGAUUUAGCUCCCUCUGUAGGACUCCUAGGCCAGGGUUAUUUUCCCACUAAGUGCCCAGAACCCUGGCUACCUCAUGGCCUUGCAUCCCUGAGAUCACAGCCCCAACCUUCAGCACCAUCCUGCCUCUGCUCCCCUAGCCCAGCACCAGCCUGUGGAGGACCUGCCCCUGAGAGAUGGGAGAGCGUUCCGAAGCUCACAAAGGACAGGAGGUAGAAAAGACAAAGGUUGCAUUCUGUGGCUAGACACAUCAAUAAAAGGCCUUCUGUGGAACGCAGCAGAAGCACCACCCAAUAAAAUCGUGUCCCCACCUGCCA
This is a messenger RNA of Peromyscus maniculatus bairdii (prairie deer mouse), 6063 nucleotides long. RefSeq names its product Jrk helix-turn-helix protein (gene Jrk). NCBI's taxonomy places the organism in Eukaryota, Metazoa, Chordata, Mammalia, Rodentia, Cricetidae. Gene Ontology annotation, molecular function: DNA binding. The record is from RefSeq and is a predicted model, not a curated record. Gene Ontology annotation, cellular component: nucleus.